This is a messenger RNA of Fusarium vanettenii 77-13-4, 930 nucleotides long. RefSeq lists its product as uncharacterized. The record is from RefSeq and is a predicted model, not a curated record. The transcript is spliced from 3 exons. The coding region runs from base 1 to 930 and encodes 309 amino acids. Lineage: Eukaryota; Fungi; Ascomycota; Sordariomycetes; Hypocreales; Nectriaceae.
AUGCCCGACGAGCUGCAGCACUCGGAAGUCCCCAUCGAAGAUAGCCCUAGAUCUUCAAUGACUCUGAAGACGACUCUGGAAGACGGCACAACUAUAAAUCUGACCGUUUCCCCCAUCCCAACAGCAUCCUCAGCAGUCACCGCAUCGACAACUUUCACUCACACUUCCUUCUCAUUCCAAAUCAGCACCUCUCUUCCCAACCAGGUUCUGCCUUUACGCAAAGCCUCGCCGUCUCCAGAAGCCCAUUCUUGCCCUAUCAGCUCGCCUGUGAAAAAGCAUUCCAAGUCUACCAGCGCAAAUCCACCUCCAGGUAAACCCUCAAAGUCAAGCAAUAUGCCUUUCGAACUCCCCAACGACGUUGUUGGCAUUGACUCCGGCGAAAAGAGUCUCUUGUUCUACGUCUACGCCGAUCCAAAGGGAAACUACCAGUUGAGCUACCUCGAGUCUCCUAAUGCAUACGGCACCGGCAGCUACACGGUCAAAAAGAUCAAGAGAGCCAAGGACCCUUGGGAGGCGAACGAGGACGAUCAGAUGAUUGACAUCAAGGUCUCUCCCAACAACAAGCAAGUUGCCGCCAUUACCUGGAAGGGCAACAGAGGCGUCGAGAUCCGUGUGUACUACGUCGACAAGGAGACUGAGUAUCUCCGAGAGGUUUGCAAGACUGGCAACGGCGGCUGGUAUAUCGGGGCUCUGUCAUACGACGAUGACAAGAGCAACAAGUACAAAAUCCGCCCUGGCACGUCCAUCUCUGCCUCUGUCCAUGAAUACGGCACCAACAACUACAAUCUGAGGGUCUUCGCCGCCGAGGACGGUGAGGUCAACAAAAAGGGUCUCCCCCAGAUUUCCGUUUUCAAGUUCACCCACGACGAGUCCGAGUCGGCAUCUACCUGGCAGGGUGUGUACAUCACCAACACCGUCACCGAGUACUAA